Messenger RNA from Nicotiana tabacum (common tobacco), 795 nucleotides. The record is from RefSeq and is a predicted model, not a curated record. NCBI's taxonomy places the organism in Eukaryota, Viridiplantae, Streptophyta, Magnoliopsida, Solanales, Solanaceae.
AUGUGCAAGUAUCAUGGCACGCAUGGUCACAGGAUCAAGGGUUGUAGACAAUUAAGAGAAGAGGUAGCCCGCCUAUUCGAUGAGGGACAACUUCGAGAAUUCCUCGGCGACCGAGCCAGGAAUCACUUCAGAGAAAGGGACGCCAGCAAAAAGGAUAACCAAGAGGAACCUCUGCAUAUCAUUCAUAUGAUCAUCGGUGGGGUCGAUACUCCGCAGGGACACAUGCUCAAGUACGGCAAUAUACCGACCACAGGGGAAAAACGAACUCGAGGUUACGUACCCGAGGGCACUUUAUCAUUCGGAAUUGAAGAAGCCGAAGGUAGCUCUGUGAAUAUCAUCCGAUCUUGGGUAGUGGAGCAGCUCGGCUUGCAGAAUCAAGUCGUGCCCGCAGCUCGGGUCCUGAACGGUUCCAAUAUGGCCAGUGAAACGACUAAAGGGGAGAUUACUCUACCAGUGAAUGUAGCUGGAACCAUCCAAAAUACCGAAUUCCACGUAAUCAAAGGGGAUAUGAGGUACAACGCCCUACUCGAAAAACCUUGGAUCCACAAUAUGAAGGCAGUGCCUUCGACCCUCCACCAAGUAAUGAAAUUUCCUACGUCGGACGGCGUGAAAACAAUAUACAGGGAGCAACAUGCUGCGAAGGAAAUGUUUGCGGUCGAUGAGAAAAUAGAGGAUGACGAGAAAAGGUUUCUGACACCUCGAGCUUUCGUCGCCCCCGACGACUCCGACACCACCAAAUCUACGAUCGAAGAACUGAAGCAGGUUAUAUUAAUCAAAUAUCUGCCCGAGAAAAAG